Callithrix jacchus (white-tufted-ear marmoset) is the source of this 7670-nucleotide messenger RNA. It is a transcript of the gene ZNF177, whose product is annotated as zinc finger protein 177. Gene Ontology annotation, molecular function: DNA-binding transcription activator activity, RNA polymerase II-specific; RNA polymerase II cis-regulatory region sequence-specific DNA binding. The record is from RefSeq and is a predicted model, not a curated record. Gene Ontology annotation, biological process: regulation of transcription by RNA polymerase II. Lineage: Eukaryota; Metazoa; Chordata; Mammalia; Primates; Cebidae. Gene Ontology annotation, cellular component: nucleus.
GUUUUCAUCUAAUAGUGCUAUCAGAGUUCUAAUCUGGUAUUUUAAUACUGGCAUUGGAUUUCUCAUUUCAGUGAGUUUUUCAUUUCUAAAAAUUGUUUUUUUAAAACUAACCAUCUUACAGCAUCUUGUUCCAUAUCCAUUCAAAUUUUUCUUAAUUUCUUUAAGCCUUUAUUUUAAAAAAAUAUUUUAUAUCUAAAAGGGUAAUAUCUCAAGUGUUACGUUUUUUGUCACCUGAUACCUGUGUUUUAACUGUCUUACACGUGGUACAUUGUGUAUUUGUGUUUCACAAUUUCUUAAACUGUGCCUUCCUCAGUGUACUUAGAACUUUGUAUAUAAGAUUUUUCUCAAGACCCGAAUUAAAGUUGAUUUUCCAGAGAUGGAUCCACUUGCUUGCACUAGUUGUUUGAGGACAGUGCCAAUUAGGACCCUCUUUAAAUGAAAUUACUCUCUUGAGGUUGUUUGAACUACUCAAAUGAAUUUGGACUGAAACCUAAAAGAGAACACUUGUGUAUGCAAAUCCUCAAGAGAGAUUUUCUUUUCUUUUCUUUUUUCUUUUUUUUUGAGACAGAGUUUCGCUGUUGUUACCCAGACUGGAGUGCAAUGGCACAAUCUCGGCUCACCACAACCUCCGCCUCCUGGGUUCAAGCAAUUCUCCUGACUCAGCCUCCUGAGUAGCUGGGACUACAGGCGUGCACCACCAUGCCCAGCUAAUUUUUGUAUUUUUAGUAGAGACGGGGUUUCACCUUGUUGACCAGGACGGGCUCGAUCUCUUGACCUCGUGAUCCACUGCGCCCGGCCGGAGACUUUCUUUCUACUAUACCUGACAGUUACAGUUCCUUGCUUCGGGCUUUCAUAUGGAAAUUUUACUUUCUUUUUAAAAACGUUUUCACUAUGGAUUUUCAGUCAUACCCAGGAAUAGAGUGCUAUGAUGAAGCUACUGUGUACCUACUCAGCUUCAAUGAUGGUCACCAUUUUGCCAUUCUUAUUACAUCCAUUCUCUCCCUUGCUUUCUUUUGUAAUUUUUUUUUUUUUUUUGAGAUGGAGCCUCACUCUGUCUCCCAGGCUGGAGUGUAGUGGCACAAUCUCGGCUCACUGCAGCCUCCACCUCCCAGGUUCAAGCAGUUCUCCACCCUCAACCCCCCAAGUAGCUGGGAAUUACAGGUGCCUGACACCACACCUAGCUAAUUUUUGUAGUUUGAGUAGAGAUGGGGUUUCACCAUGUUGGUCAGGCUGGUCUUGAACUCCUGACCUCAAGCAGUCCACCCACCUUGGCCUCCCAAAGUGCAGGGAUUACAGGCAUGAGCCACCACACUCAGCCAGUUUUGUUUUUCUAAAGUAUAUUUUUCCAGCUUUAUUGAGGGAUAAUUUGCAAAUAAUAAAAAUUACAUAUGUUUAAGGUAUAUAUCAUAAUGUUUUGAUCUACCUAUCCAUUGUGAAAUUAUCAUCACAGUCAAGCUAAUUAACAUAUCCAUCCUUUGCUUGGUUGCUUCUGUGUGUAAGAUGCACUGUCUUGGAAAGUUUCAGGUAUACAGUACAUCAUUAACUAUAGUCACCAAUUCAUACAUCUGGUCUCCAGAACUCAGCCAUCUUAUAACAGCAGAGAUAUACCAUGACCAACAUCUCCCUGUUUCCCUCACCCUUUGGCUCCUGGUAAUCACCUCUCUACCCUGUUUCUAGUUUUGACUUUUAGAUUUCACGUAAGUGGUCAUGCAGUAUGACCUCUGUCUGCCUUAUUUUACUUUGCAUAACGUCCUCCAGGUUUCCUUCUUUUUUAAGACUGAAUAAUAACCCUCUCGUGUGUGUGACAUUUUCUUUUUUUGGGGGACAGAAUCUCGCAUUGUUGCCCAGGCUGUAGUGCACUGGCACAAUCUCAGCUCACUGCAAUCUCUGCCUCCUGGGUUCAAGCAAGUCUCCUGCCUCAGCCUCCCAAGUAGGUGGGACUACAGGCAUGUGUGGUCACACCCAGCUAAUUUUAAAAAUAUUUUUAGUAGAGACGGGUUUUCACCAUGUUGGCCAGGAUGGUCUCAAUCUCCUGACUUCAUGAUCUCCCUGCCUUGGCCUCCCAAAGUGCGGGGAUGACAGGCGUGAGCCACCACACUUGGCCAUAUAUGGGAGAGUUAGAGAAGGAUUAUUCUUCUUUAAAUGUUUGGUAGAAUUCAACAGUGAAACCACCAAGUCCUGGGCUUUUCUUUGAUGGAAGGUUUUUCCUUACUGAUUGAGUCUCCUUACUCAUUGAUCUUGUUGGGUUUUCUGUUUAUGUUUCAGUCUUAGCAGGUUACAUGUUCUAGGAAUUUUUCCAUUUCUUCUAGGUUAUCCAAUUUUUUGGCAUAAAAUUUUUCAUUAUAGUCUCUUAUCUUUUGUAUUUCUGUGGUUAUCACUUGCAGUGUCUUUUCUUUCAUUUCUUGAGACGGACUUUCGCUCUUGUUACCCAGGCUGGAGUGCAAUGGCCCGAUCUCGGCUCACCGCAGCCUCCGCCUCCUGGGUUCAGACAAUUCUCCUGCCUCAGCCUCCUGAGUAGCUGGGAUUACAGGCACGCGCCACCAUGCCCAGCUAAUUUUUUGUAUUUUUAGUAGAGACGGGGUUUCACCAUGUUGACCAGGAUGGUCUCGAUCUCUUGACCUCGUGAUCCACCCGCCUUGGCCUCCCAAAGUGCUGGGAUUACAGGCUCGAGCCACCGCGCCCGGCCCUUUUCUUUCAUUUCUAAUUUUAUAUUAGUCUUGUCUAUUUUAUGUUAGGUAGUCUGGCUAAAGGUUUUUGUUUUUAUUUUUAUACAACCAACUUUCAGUUUCAUCCAUCUUACCUAUUGUCUUUCUAGUCUCUCAUUUAUUUCUGCUAUGAUCUUUAUUAUUAUUUCCUUCCUUCUACUGACUUUGGGCUUAGUUUCUUCCUUUUUACUUCUACUGACUUUGGGCUUAGCUGCCACUUUUUCUAGUAACUUGAGGUAUUAACGUUAAGCUGUAUAAGAUCUUUCUUACUCACCCUUGCUCUCAUUGACAUGUAAUGUUUUUCCCAUCUUUUUACUUUUAGGCUACAUGCAUUCUUAAAGCUAUAGUGAGCUUCUUGUAGGCAACAUAUACUACUUUUUAAUCCAGUCUGCCACUAUGUGUUUUGAUUAGAGAAUUUAAUCCAUUUAUUUUUGUUUGCUUUUAAGGAGAUAGGAUCUCUGUCACCCAGGAUUGGAGUACAGUGGCAUGAUCAUACUCCCAGUACUCCCAGGCUCAAGCAAUCCUUCCACCCUAGCCCACCAAGUAGCUAGGACUGCAGGCAGAUGCCACCGCACCCAGAUAAUUGUUAAAAAUUAUUUUCUGUAGAGAUGCAGUCUUGCUGUGUUGCCCAGCCUGCUCUCAAACUCCUGCUAUCAAGUGAUCCUUCUGCCUCAGCCUCCUGAGUGCAUUUAUAUUUAAAGUAAUUAUCGAUAGCUGCCUGCUCAGGACUCUGCCCAGCCAGGAAGUAAACCUACAGGAGGAAGAAUGGCUGCAGGGUGGCUGACAGCCUGGUCACAGAUCUGAAUAGGACCAAGAGUCCUCACAACCUAACUGUGCAAAGAUCAAGCCAACCAUAUUUUAGAAAAGCUGUUAUGACAUGACCCUGAAUGAGACGGCCCAGGGAGAAGGAUUUAAAGAAGAGAGUUCUGAGAACUCAGCUUUCAGGCAAAUAACAGAAGGCCUCUGAUGCAUGUCUGAGCUUCCAAAGCCCUGGGUCUCCUCUCCAGUCCUGUUAGCCUCGCCCACUAUUCUCCUGGUACAUUGUCAAAAAUGGACAUCGGCUGAGCCAGAAUAUGUAUGUGAUGUUUUAGAACUCAGUGAGCUUCCAGGAAGUGGCAGUGGACUUUUCCCAGGAGGAGUGGGCAUUGCUGGACCUUGCUCAAAAAAAUCUAUACAAAGAUGUGAUGCUGGAGAACUUUAGGAACCUGACCUCAGUGGUAGGGUAUGAGCUCUGCAGACACAACCUGAUCUCCAAGGUGGAUCAAGAAGAGCUGAAGACAGAUGAAAGAGGAAUUCUAGAAAGUGACUGUGCAGAGUGGGAAACUCAACUCAAAUCCAAAGAUGUGAUUGCUAUGCAAAACAUUCCUGGGGGAAAAACAUCUAAUGACAUGAAAAUGGCACAAACUCAACCUGGUAAGAACCCCCUGGAGUGUAACCACUGUGGGAAAUUCAGAAAGAACACUCACUUUAAAUCUACAAGAUAUUGCAAGGGAGAGAAAUUCUAUAAAUAUACUAAGUAUGGCAAAGUCUUCAACCAUCCCUCAACUCUCAGGAGUCAUGUGAGCAUUCACAUUGGAGAGAAUACUCUUGAAUUUACUGAUUGUGGAAAAGCUUUCAAUCAAGAGUCAUCCCUCAGGAAACACUUAACUCCAACAGGAGAGAAUUCUCAUGAGUAUGAUCAAUCUGAUAUGUCCUUCAGCCUACACUCAUCCUUCUCGGUACGUGAGCAAAUACCUAAGGGCGAGAAAGGCAGUGAAUGCAGUGAUUAUGGCAGAAGCUUUCCCCUUAGUGUCCACACAAAGACUGAUCAUGUGCAGGAGGGUUUGGAACGUAAUGAACAUGAGAAAACUUUAACUGACCCUUUGUCCCUUCAGAACUGUGUCAGAACUCACACUGGAGAGAACCCCUAUGAAUGCGGUGACUGUGGGAAGGCCUUCAUUUUUCAGUCUUCCCUUAAGAAACACAUGAGAUCUCAUACUGGAGAGAAGCCGUAUGAGUGUGAUCACUGUGGAAAAUCCUUUAGCCAGAGCUCUCAUUUGAAUGUGCACAAAAGAACUCACACUGGAGAGAAACCCUAUGACUGUAAGGAAUGUGGGAGGGCUUUCACAGUUCCUUCAUCCCUUCAGAAACACGUGAGAACCCACACUGGAGAGAAACCCUAUGAAUGCAGUGACUGUGGAAAAGCUUUCAUCGAUCAGUCAUCCCUUAAGAAACACACACGCUGUCACACUGGAGAGAAGCCUUAUGAGUGCAACCAGUGUGGAAAAUGCUUCAGCACAGGCUCCUACCUCAUUGUGCACAAGAGAACUCACACUGGAGAGAAGACCUAUGAGUGUAAGGAAUGUGGGAAGGCCUUUAGGAAUUCCUCUUGCCUGAGGGUACACAUGAGAACUCACACUGGAGAGAAGCCUUAUAAAUGUAUUCAGUGUGAAAAAGCCUUUAGCACAAGCACUAACCUUAUAAUGCACAAGCGAAUCCACACUGGCCAGAAAUGCCAUGAAUGAAGUGACUACAGAAAAGUGUUUGUUGUCCUUCAUGCCUUCUUUCUCACUUUAGAACACAGGCUAGAGAGAAGCACUUUAAUGGUCAUUGUGCUUCUGGACCAACUCUGGAUGUUAUACUGGCACAAAUCUUAUGAAUAUUACAGCUUGCUUUUUUUUUUUUUUUUUUUUUUGACAGAGUCACUCAUGUUGCCUGGGCUAGAGUACAAUGGCACAAUCUUGGCUCACUGCAACCUCCACCUCCCAAGUUCAAGCGAUUCUCCUGCCUCAGCCUCCUGAGCAGCUGAGAUUAUAGGUGUCCACCACCAUGCCUGGCUAAUUUUUUAAAAAAUUCUUUAGUACAGACAGGGUUUCACCAUGUUGGCCAGGCUGGGUCUUAAACUCCUGACCUCAUGAUCUGCCUGCCUCAGCCUCCCAAAGUACUGGGAUUGAUUACAGGUAUUAGCCACCAUGCCCAGCCUCUGAUUGGUUUUAAUCAGUGAGUGUUUCAUCCUUAUACAUGUCAUAACUUAUUAUUUAUAAGUAUGUUAAUAUGUAGAUCCUAUGAGUAUUUUAAUUGCAUUGUGGUCUAAAAUACAUAUAGUCUAUGUGCCAUAGCUUUUAACAUAGUUGCUGGAGACUGACAUACUGUGGCAGACAGAACUAGUUUCUGUCUCAAUAUCCAUUCCUCCCUCCUUGUUCCAGUCCUCACUUUUUUUUUAAGAUAAAAUUUCGCUCUUGUCACCCAGGCUGGAGUGCAGUGGUGUAAUCUCGGCUCACUGCAACCUCUGACUCCCAGGUUCAAAUGAUUCCUCUCUCAGGCUCUUGAGUAGCUGGGAUUACAGGCAUAUGCCACCAUGCCUGGCUAAUUUUUAUACUUUUAGUAGAGAUGGUUUCACCGUGUUGGCUGAUCUCAAACUCCUCCUGACCUCAGGUGAUUCACCUGCCUUGGUCUCCCAAAGUGCUGGGAUUACAGAUGUGAGGCACCGUACCCAACCCCCUCCUUCUUAAAGUAACAAAGUUUACCAUUUGGUUCAAGCUGGCAAUAUGGACAUUUUUUAAAGGACUCAUCACCCAGCUUUCCUUACAGCUGUGAGUGGCCAAAUGUGUCCCCAUUUCUAGCCCAUGCAAAGUAGGCAGAGUCACUGGAUAUAGCUUCUAAGGAAGCUCAUGGAAAUGGGAAUACCUCAUCUGGUGUUUUUUUUUCUUAACUAUAUUUGCCUUUUGUCUUACCCCUUUUUAUUUCCUAGAAAAUUUAUACACCAAGAGGAGGACAGAGAAAGAGGAGGACAGAAAGGAUACUAAAGGAAACAACAGGGGAGAUACAAUAUUAUCUGGUUGCACUAAUCCUGUGCUGCUUAUGGACCACAUGCUUUAACCCACUAUUGGGGGAAAUUCCUCUUUCAGCUGAUUUCAGUCCCAAUUGUUACAUCUAACAUAUGGUCAUGUUUCAGGAAUCUUUCAAGUAUGGUUGAAAACAUAGUGUUUUCUGAGGCAGGAGGAUCACUUAAGCCUAGGAGCUUGAAAUCAGCCUAGGCAACAGAGUGAGACCCUGUCUCUCCAAAAAACAAUUAUAAUUAGUUUGAUGUGGCUACUUGUACAGACUGCACAUCUGUAGUCUCAGCUGCUCUGGAGGCAGAGGCAGGAGGAUCAUUUGAGCCCAGAAGCUUGAGGGUGCAGUGAGCCAUGUUUGUACCACCUGGGCAAGAUAGUGAGACCCCUCUCUAAAAAAGUUGUAUAUUUACACACUUACCAAGAGUGGUAUGUAUAACUGUGGCUUGUCAAACUUGUUUCUGAGAUGUCUCACUGUGUUGCCCAGGUUGGAGUGCAGUGGUGUGAUCUUAGCUCACUGCACCUUCCAUCUUCUGGGUUCAGGUGAUUCUUGUGUCUCUGCCUUCCAAGUAGCUGGGAUUACAGGCACGUGCCACCAUAUCUGGCUUCUUUUUCAUAUUUUUAGUAAAGGUGGGGUUUCCCAGUGUUGGCCAGGCUGGUUUCAAACUCUUGACCUCAAGGGAUCCGCCUGCCAUGAGCCACCACACCCAGCCAAAUUCUUUUUUAAAAAAUAUCUGUCUAGGCCAGGUGCAGUGCUGCAUGUCUGGAAUCAUAGCACUUUGGGAGCCCAAGGCAAGCAGGUCACUUGAGCUUACCAGUUCAAGACCAAGCCCAGCGAAUGAGCCAAAACUUCAUCUCUACCAAAAAAAGCCAGGUAUGGCAGUGUACGCCUGUAGUCCCAGCUACUCAGUAGGCUGAGAUAAGAGUAUCACCUCAGCCCAGGAAGCAGAGGUAGCAGUGAGCUGAGAUCAUUUACUAGUAUACUCCAGCCUGGGCCACAGAGUGACACCAUGUCUCACACAAAAAAAGUUUUUUGGAGGGGUACUAUACUUGGGUACAGGUAAGUUUACUCAUUUUAUAUGUUUCUGGCACACUGUCCUAUUAUUCUUACCCAGUACCCAUACUUUUCCCCUAAUAAAUUAAUGUUCAUUAA